UAAUGAUUAGAUGUCAGGCUCACGAAUGCCGCAACAAGGUUAUAAAACCAGUGCUUACCAUGGCGCCUUCCUCAGUCCAACUUUUCGCCUCUACGUGGAGAUUUUGAACUCUUAACAUGCUUUCGUUGUUCAAAGACUCGCCUGAAUACGAGGCCAGGAAGGCUAGACCUUUCUCUCCUACCAAAGUCACUAUAUCCGAAGUUCAUGCUGUCGUACCCAAGCAUUUGUUCCAAAAGAGCUUCUUCACGGCCUGCUUAUAUAUAGCUCGCGACGUGCUCUCCGCUGUGGCUCUAUAUAAGCUCGGUUGGCAAAUCGAACCUCUUGCCGCCAGUCUUGUUAACGACUAUGGCGCCCCCGCUUAUGUCGGUACGAUUGCUAAAUGGGGGGGCUGGUCUGUCUAUUGGGUCUGCCAAAGCGUCGUUCUCGCUGGUUGGUGGUGUAUGGCUCACGAGGCUGGUCACGGCAAUGUUUCUAACAAAAAGUGGCUCAACAAUCUGACUGGAUUUUUGCUUCAUACUUUCGUUCUUGCCCCAUAUUUCGCUUGGAGGUCUACCCAUCACUCUCACCACAAAGCCACGGUUUCUAUCGAACGAGACGAGAAUUAUGUUCCUCGCACUCGAUCUGACUUCAAAUUGCCUUCUGAGUCAGUCGCCCGGGCGGUCGAUUAUCAUGAACUUUUCGAGGAAACUCCCAUUUAUACCGCUGCCCGCAUGCUCCUCAUGCAACUUCUUGGUUGGCAAAUCUAUCUGUGUUUGGACACUAUGGGAUCUCCUAGACAUCCUAAAGGCACUAACCACUUCAGUCCGUCGUCUUCCUUGUUCAAGCCUCACGAGCGCAACGGAAUCAUCGCGUCUAACAUUGGUUUGACCGUAAUGUGCUGCGUCCUGUAUAUGUGGACCCAAACUGUCGGUCUUCCGGCUUUCCUCAAGCUUUAUUUUGUUCCUUACAUUCUUUUGAACCACUGGAUUGUCAUGCUCACGUACCUUCAUCACUCUGAUCCCACCAUACCGAUGUACAGGAACCGUCAGUGGUCUUACCUUCGAGGUGCUCUUUCAACCGUUGACAGGCCUCUCCUGGGCUGGGCUGGACGUGUAUACUUCCACAACGUCAGCCAUGACCAUAUCGCUCAUCACCUCUUCUCGAACAUUGCCUGGUACAACCAGCCGUAUGUGACUGAAGAGCUCAAGAAGUUGUUGGGGGUUGAGUACAACUCCGAUUCCACGAACACUUUCCGUGCUCUUUACCGGACCUUUACUCAAUGUUGCUUCGUUGAAGACGAGGGCGACAUCGUUUUCUAUAAGAACCAGCACGGAAAAGCCGUAAGGGAGCUUGCCCCUGAUGCCCUCGACCGACCGACCGUCGUCGCCAAGAAAGUAGACUAGGGGAAUCAGGUUUGCAUAGAGCAACAGAGAAGCUUUGAUUCGCUGACGAACCUUCUCUUCUCCAUAUAUGAGUAUCGUUUUUUACCUUCGUGUAUCAGAAGCUGUUGUAUAGAAUUGAAUGUCAUCGAUGUGAAGUUGCACACUUAACUUCUUUCGAAGUACCUUUUGAUGAACGCGGCUGAAUUUUUUUUAAAGGGUUUGUUCAGGGUUUGAAACUCAGUGUACAAAUUGAGCCUUCAGUACUGUCCUUUGCAUGUACAGUGCACGUACCAAGUCCACUAUCACUGUGGCUCAUUUAACUUGUUUCUCUCGUGCUAGCUGAAGCUACGAGAGCUUGCUCCGGCUAGCGUAAGUGUUAGAUAAGGCAAUGGGAGUAGGAGUCAUGUCAUUUCAAAAGU
Lentinula edodes (shiitake mushroom) is the source of this 1780-nucleotide messenger RNA. RefSeq names its product delta-12 fatty acid desaturase. Gene Ontology annotation, biological process: lipid metabolic process. NCBI's taxonomy places the organism in Eukaryota, Fungi, Basidiomycota, Agaricomycetes, Agaricales, Omphalotaceae. The transcript is spliced from 7 exons. The record is from RefSeq and is a predicted model, not a curated record. Gene Ontology annotation, molecular function: oxidoreductase activity. The coding region runs from base 117 to 1382 and encodes 421 amino acids.